AAUUUCAGUGAGGUACCGACUGAUUUAAGUAUGGGCCGUAAGCAAUUUGAUAAGUUUAGUGGGGCUUUCAAAAUCCGUAUUACAAUCAUCCGCAGUAGGUGUCUUUGCGUGCAAUCAGAAUAAUUUAAGUUUGUGUGAAAUGUCGCAGAACUACGUUCUUCACACACACACAGACACAUGAUCUCGCCCGUCCCGUUUCAUGCGCAGUGUAUUCCUCCGCGCUCGCCAGAAAGCAUUUCUUGAGGGCAAGACAAACACCCAGGAUGUUGGGCCACACUAUUUUUCACUUUUAGACCAAUUCGAGCGCGUUAUUUGUUUUAAACGGCAUGGAGGUGGAUAAGGGUUAUAUCCCCCGACUUCUUAAAUGUAAUGCAUUGGAAAAUAAGGAUGAAUUUGACGAGAAGUGUGACCGUGCUUACAAACAUGUUCAAAAUCUCAUUACUGGACUAUCAGACAAGGAAACUCACGACGUACUCAAUAAGGCUGUUGCAAACAACAGCCAUGACCAAGUUUCCCUUGGCCUGCUUGUCAGCAUUCUUAUUGAUCCACAUCUUGCCCCUAGAAGCUUCCGUGACUUGAUGUUGAUUCAGAGAGAUGGUCUAGGGUCUGUAAUAGGCAAUUUAAUCCGUGUUAUGCAUGAAUAUUAUCUUCGCCUUCAAGAUAUAGUCAGAACACAAUCAAUAUGGCUGUUUGGCGAAUUAAUAAGGACAGGAGUGGCUAAUGUGGAUAAUUUGUGUUUUACAAUGCUCCGAUUGUGUGCGGGCGGAGAUUUAUCUCCAAGGAAUAUUACACACAUUGACCAAAUACUGCUUGCUUUUGAGAACAACAGGGUAUGGCUGGACAAACAUCCUGACCAGCUUCGUGCUGCUGUCGUCACAUUUCUGAGGCUCCUUGAAGACCAUAACCACCCAACACUUACAUCACUCAAGCAAAGAGAGGUUACUUUUGUUGUCUCACUUAUCAGAGAGCGCUUUGCUGAGUGUAUGAUGAUUGGGCGUGACUUGGUUAGGCUCUUGCAAAAUGUAGCUAGAAUACCACAGAUUGAACAGCUCUGGAGAGACAUGUUACACAAUCCUAGAUCGUUAUGUCAAACAUUUACUGGUAUUCAUCAGCUGAUGCUCACUAGAACUGGGAAGACAAUGCUUCGUUGUCGUCUCACUCCAGAUAUGGAAACCAAAAUAAGUUAUCUAUUAUUGAGUGUUAAAUUUGGUCACCAUAAAAGGUAUCAGGAUUGGUUCCAAAGACAGUAUUUGAACACACCAGAAGCCCAAACACUAAGAUGUGACUUGAUAAGAUUCAUAGUCUGUGUCAUUCAUCCUUCAAAUGAUAUUUUGUGUUCAGAAGUGAUGCCAAGAUGGGCAGUAAUUGGUUGGCUUCUUACAACAUGUACAUCAACAACCAUUUCCUGCAAUGGCAAAUUAGCUCUUUUAUAUGACUGGCUCUUCUUUGAUCCUGAGAGAGACAAUAUAAUGAAUAUAGAGCCUGGAAUAUUGGUGAUGCACAACUCCUUACGACCUCAUCCUUUAAUAACUGCCACUCUUCUUGAUUUUCUUUGUAGAAUAAUCCCUGGCUUUUAUCCACCUUUGACUGAGAAAGUGAGACAAGGAAUCAACGCAUCACUUCGUCUCAUUUUGGAAAAGAGGGUACUGCCCACUCUAUACCAUCUUUUCGACAAUGCAAGAUUAGAUGUAGAACUUAGAAAUAACUUAAAAUCAUCGUUUAAAGAAUUUUGCUUCCCACCCCCACCUAUCAAAGAUUCAGUCGGGGGUAGACUUGAUGGAAUUGUGUCCGGAGAGAUUGAGUGUCCUCAUCCUGGAAACAACAACAACCAUCAUGGUAGCAAUGAAGGUGAACCAACUUUCAGUGAUGAUGAAGAAGCGGAGGAGAAUGAUGUAGAACAUGAAGUAGAAGAAAGCGAGCAGACUGCUGGCAGUCUAGUUCGAACUCUUCGGAGACUUAGUCAAGAUGACGACGAAGAUGAAGACAUACCUCUUGCCAAAGUGAAACUUAAGAAAGGGAAGAAGGGGGCCACAAAGAACAAUAUUAAACCUGUUUUAGAGGGAGAGUUAAGAAGUGCUGCAGAAACUCUCCGGUCUCAGUCUGAUAAUGAUGUCAAAUGUCAAGCAAUGGAGAGACUUGUCCAGUGCAUAAUCAGUGAAGGUGAAUUGGACUGCGAAAUAAACACGGCUCUAGCUUCUUGUUUGUGUGUGUCUUUUAAAGACCAACUUGAAGGAAGAAUUUUUCCCAAAGAACCCAAUCAGGAAAUGGUAGAUGAGAGAAUAUCAAGACCUUUAUUUGUGCUUUUUAAGCACCUUUAUCAACUAUGUCAGAAAGAUGAUAAGAGAAGACAUCGUCUCUUUUCAUUGCUUUUAGAAAUGUACCAUAAAUAUCCAAGGAUAGGCUGGUUACUCUUGUUUUAUCUGAAAACAUGCAAACCAAGUGAUAAGAAAUCUGCCCUAUAUAAAGACAUGUGCUCAGCACGCAAAAAAAAUGAAGAAGCUUGCUUGUUACUAGAUCUGUCGCUGUGCCAAGAAGAAGAUGUGAAUGCAUUAUGCUGGCUGGUUCCAGAAGUCUAUGGGUUGUUUCCAGAUGUUGUAGUUGGACACCCGGAAAUCUUACACACAGUGGUGGCUGCCAUUGAUGCUCAACAGCUCCAAGACUUGAUUUACAUUGUUCUUCAGGGUGAACUAGAAAUGUUUCGUUCGGAUCAGUUUGCCUCUGUUCUUAUGGCUUCCUUGUCUUGGGAAACAAUGGAACAGUGUUGGCUUUGGCAGCUGGCAACAGCUCAUGAAAUUACUCUGGAUAUCCUGUUACCUAUUUUGUCCAAGUUAGACUUCUGUGCUCACCCAGAGGCACUGUCCUCUAUCAUGUUGAUGAUGAAAGAGGAAAGACCAACUGCCGAACUUAUGAGACAUGUAAUGUCUCGAGAAGCAAAGCCUCCCAAGGAUGUGUUUGUUGUGUCUCUUUUAAAACAUUGGUGUCGCAAUCAUGAAGAGAAAGUUGGUGAACUAGUUGCUGGACUCCUGAGCAAUCGGCAGCCAAAUACAUCUCCCAACAAGCGGAAACGAGGUGGUGCCCGCGGCGGCGGGGGUGGUGGUGCAGCAAGUGGUCCUCAACUUAGCCCUGACCAAGUGCUUGGACAUCUUGAUCAUUUGCGUGUGCACAGUGGGAGCUCAUAUCCAUUAUAUGCAUUAGACUCCGUACAAAAGGCUCUUCAGCAAGUGCAGAGUUCAUGUACUGAUUCCCAGCGUAAAGUGUUUAGCGAACUUUUUGCUUUGGCGGAGACUGAGGAAGUGGAAAGCAAGUCAACAAAGACUGGGAAGAAGACUGCAAACAACAGUUCAAGUAGGGGAAAGACCAAUACACGAGGGAACAGACCACCUUACAAAGAGCCCAUCACCAGUGAGGAGAGCAGUGAGGAGGAGGAAAUAGUUAAGAAACAACCUAAGAAGAGGAAAAAGAAUGCUGUUGGAUCAGACAGUGAGUGAAGAAAGAAAUUAUUUUUAUCUCUCUUCACCUGAGGACUCUUUAGGGCAGAGAAUAAAGAAUUAUUUUUGAGCCAUCUUUGGACACUCAUUAUACUGUAACAAAGAAAACUGUAAAGUAAUUGUACACAUGAUUAUGUUAAGAUACUUGAAUGAAUUACAAAAUGUACUGUAUUUAUUUGAAUUCAAGCCUUGAUGUCUUUUGUAUGUGAUAUUUGAUAUUUUUGUGGAGCCAAUCUGGUAUUUUGAAAUGCCUUUUUUCAUCAAUCUGCCUUUUGCAGAAUUUUAAUGUUGUCACUUGAAGUUGGCUGGUUUGGGGACUCAAUUUUCUUAUUUGAAUUUAGGCUUCAAAAGAACAAUAAGAAAAUAAUGAAAAUUAUAAUAAAUGUCAUGUUUUAGAGACCCUAUUAUACGAAUUGAAUAAUUGUCUAACCCUAUUUUAACCUGUAAAUCAGUAUUACGUACAAAAACAGUCACUAUCAAUUUAAUUUUUGUCCCAAUCCAUUCAGCAUUCCAUGUGUUUCCAAAAGUGUGCUGCCAGAAUUAGUUAAUAUGUUCUACCCAGUAUUUUACUAAGUGCCAGAGUGAUUGGUGUAUGUUUAUGAAAUGUGAUAAAUUUAUUCAUUCUAGAAUAAGUUGGUGUGUGGUUCUAUGCUCUAAAAUUAGAAUUGGCUUGAAUUCUGAUAAAUAUGGGCAAAUGAGUGUCUAGUACAUCAGUACCUGAUACUUUAUGUUCCCAUCUUGACUAGAACCAAUGUAGGUGUUAUAUUUUAUGACCGUUGUUUGAGUCUUUCUUAACUCAUUUUUUACUGGAUUUUGAAUAUGUUGAUGUGUGUGGAAUAUCCUGGGAGUCACUGGAUUACGGUAGCUUCCAGAGAUAAACAGUCAAGCUUGUACCAUGAACAUAAAUUGAAAUUAUGUUCACCUACAAGAAAUCUUGUACACUCAUUAUUGUUAAUAAAUGCACAUACAUUACAAUG
Thrips palmi is the source of this 4465-nucleotide messenger RNA. RefSeq names its product integrator complex subunit 3 (gene IntS3). The transcript has 17 exons. Gene Ontology annotation, cellular component: cytoplasm. Bases 327 to 3488 code for a protein of 1053 amino acids. Lineage: Eukaryota; Metazoa; Arthropoda; Insecta; Thysanoptera; Thripidae. The record is from RefSeq and is a predicted model, not a curated record.